Molecule: messenger RNA, 3499 nt
Organism: Anas platyrhynchos (mallard)
Lineage: Eukaryota; Metazoa; Chordata; Aves; Anseriformes; Anatidae
Gene: PLEKHN1
Product: pleckstrin homology domain containing N1
Biological process (GO): 3'-UTR-mediated mRNA destabilization; response to hypoxia; positive regulation of apoptotic process
Cellular component (GO): cytoskeleton; mitochondrial membrane
Molecular function (GO): phosphatidylinositol phosphate binding; cardiolipin binding; phosphatidylserine binding
Source: RefSeq, a predicted model, not a curated record
GUGCCGCGGUGCGCACGGGGGCCGUGGCUCUGGAGCCGGCACCCAGCCCCUCCCCGCGGCACGCAGCGCGUCCCGGCCCCACGCGGGGAGGGAGGAGAAGCGGAGCAGCUGAGAAACCUUGGCCAAAAGUCUGUUUGCUCGCAGCUCACACCCACAAGAGUCACUGCAGACGGAAGCGGGGAAUGGCUGCGUGACACACCGCACCGAGCGCCCCGGCUCCGCGCGCCCGCUCUCUGCUCCCAGCUGCUCCCUCCCGCCGGCAUGGGGAACAUAACUUGUGUUCCCCAGGCACCUGGGAGGUUCAGGCACUCGUUCAGAAGGAAACCUUCGCUGAAGAAAGAGCAAAAUGGCAAGAAAAAGCUGCCCAGCUUUUUCGGGAUAGAUGGAGGUGGGGAGCGAGAUACGACCGCAGACAAAAUCCUGCAGUACAUCCCGGGAAAGCACUUCCAGAACCAAGAAAACCAAAAAGAAAACCUGGACCAGAGGUUCCCCAGCUUGUUCAAGAAGGGAAGGAGGAAAACAGUUGUCAGGAACCUGGGGAAAAUCAUCUAUUACUCCAAGGUCAAGCUAAAGCUUCAGCACUGCCAGGAGGUGAACGACUGCUACCUGGAGCUGUUCCAGUCUUACCUGUACUUCCAGUCCAUGGGCUUCAACGGGCUCACCUACCAGGGACUGCUGCCUUUGAAAGAGCUGAACGUGUGUGAAAUCGAGGCUGGGAAGAGCCCGGGGCAGGAGGAUCACGCCUUCCGCAUCACAGGUCCUUUGCUGAAUCCCCUUAUCGUCUUCUGCCCGACUGAGUCAGAGCUGAAGCAGUGGCUUUAUCACCUGGAGAAACAGAUCCAGCUGAACGGAGGGAGCCUGGGCUUGCCCUUCCUCCCUCAGGAUGACUGGCAGCAGAGCUCCAUGGGGAAGGAGGAGCUGCGGUGGUCCGUGCAGAACAUGCCUGUCCAGGAUUGGAGAGGGACCCAGCGGGAAUCCCUCGGCAACGUCAUCUGUGCUUCCAAAGUGAAGCUUCAGCACUUGCCUUUCCAGGAGCAGCACGACCGCCUGCUGGUGCUUUACCCUUCCACCCUGGUGAUCGUGUCCGAAGAGCACAACAGCUUCUACUUCAAGGGCGAGCUGCCGCUCAACGCCAUCCAGGUGUGUUUUGAAGAGAACGAGAAAACCUCCUUUUUGAUAGAAGGCCGGCUGAUCAAUUCGAUCCGGGUGAUCUGCCGCAGCUAUGAGGAUUACGGGGAGUGGCUGGACUGCCUGAAAACAGCCCAGUUUCGGAACGCCGACUCCUCCCUGUCCGGAUCAGAGAGCUUUUCGGGAUCAAAGCAGCCACACCUCGGCCAGCUCGGUGGCAGCGGGAGAGGCUCGCUGGCCUCCGACGGCCGCACCAACUCCUGGGCAUCCGGAGGGAAAGGGGCCACCCUGACGCACCUCUCCCAGAACAGCGGCUCCUUCCACGACACACAGUCCUUCGUGCUGCUGUCGGAGGGCAGGAUGCUGGAGGACCCGCUCAGCCCCGGCUAUUCCCAGCCUCUCCAUUGCCUGCCCCACACCAACUGGCCAAGCACCGGGAUGCCCUCGCAGGAGCUGCGGAGGGGCGGCAGCGCCAGGAAAUCCAAAGGCAGAAGCGGCCAGGACACGGAGAGGACGGCGCGCGGCCUCAUCCCCGAGCACCCUGACGGCGAGCUCGUGCCCGCGGCGUACAGCGAGCCCUACUCAUCUCUCAGCUCAUGGCAUCACCCCACAGCCUCCCCAUCGCACCCGGAGCUGAGCAAUGUCCUGCAGUGCCCGAAGACCUCCCAGCCCCUGCCCAGCAGACACUGGAGGGAGAUGCCGGGGGCGCAGAGACCUCCCCAGCCUCCUGCUGAUGCUCCUUACCUCGCCGGUGUCUCCUCCCUGCCUGAGGAACACCUCGGCCCCUUGCUGCAGCCACCAGGUGACAGCAGCGGUGCUUACGACCUGCCCGAGGGCUUCUCGCGCCGCGGCUCCGCUGCCUACCACGACUACGCCGAGCUGCAGAGCUUCCAGAGCGACUUCAGCUACGACAACCUGUGGGAAGCCGAGGGGAGGGCGCCCAGCACCCCGCGGGGCUCCCCGACACCCAGCCCGCACUUCUACCAGGCCUGAGGAGGGGUCCCACGGCCAGGCACACAACGGCCCCCCGGGGCUGCCCAGCCCGGCGGGGUGUGGGGAGCAAAGGGAGGGGAUCUGUGAUGAAUCCUGAGAAUUGCUGUUAAGCCGAAUCUUCCCCCUUGAGCUCUGAGGUCUGGGGAGAUGUAAGGGACCUGCCCGGCACAGGACGUGAGGUAGCAAUAGGUGGGGUUGUCCUGCGAGAUCGGAGCUGUCUGGCAGAGAUGGAGAAAGCAAGCCAGGGUCUUUGGGGAUGUUCUUUCCAUUUUACGCCAAAAAAAAAAUCCUUUCCUGACAGUGCUGGCUCCAAACCAUAGCGUGACCUGCAGUACUGAGAGCCUGGCACCUCGGAGGUGGAAUAAAGCAAGGGGCUGCCACAAAAUCAGCCACCAAAGUGGCUUGAGUUUACCCAGGAAGGAUGCCCUAGGUUCCCCCUACGGGACCGCGUCCUCUCCUCCCACCCCUCCGCACACUGCUGGCCCCACACCAGAAGCUGCCUGGGGGUAUUUGGGCAAGGAGGGAAGGAAAAAAAAACUCUGCAGAGACCUGCAGCUCGCUCUGCCCCCCAGCAGGAUCCAGACACAAACAACAGGGGACAGAGUCUCAGUGCUAUCUCUUUGCAGCCUCCUCAGCCAGAUCCUUCAGCACAUACAGGGCAGCAGCAAACCCGAAUGUUUUUUUCACCCGAGGCUCCAAAUUCUUAACCUUUGUUCCCGAAGGAGGCUGCAAGCCGAGCGUGGUAGCAUAAAAAAAUCUCGAUUUUCUUCGUUCUUUCACUGCUGCAAACCAAACAACCCAGGAUCUCUUUGUACUUGAAUAUCCAUGCAUUGUACCGUAGCGUUUUGUUAGGAUUUGUUUUUCGGAGGGUAACCCGCCGAGUUUACAUGUAAGGUUUGAUUGUGUUUGAUGUAUUUAAUGUGUACAUGUGUCCGAGUCGUAGGGCUAUUUAAUUUUGUAGCUGAGCUCUAGGUCUAUUUAAUUUUGUAGCCGCCGAUGGCCUUCGGUACUGUGGCACGGGCAGCUCUGUGCUCCUCCGUGUGCGCGUGUUGGUUUGGGUCUUGUAGCUGUUCUUGUUCUGUUUCAGGUUCACUUUCGUGUUAGGAGGAUUUGUCCCUAAUAACUUAGCCCAGGGACCUAUUUAUUCGGGAUGGGAUCUCAGCAGGGAGCAGCAGAGGCACGUGCUGUCCUGGAUGGGGCCGUGCUCGUGGGCUUUUAAUACACGUUGGCACGAAAGCUGUCACCACCAUCCUUUUAACCGUGUUUUCACGGUGAUGUCUGCGUUGUACCAGAAGGGGAAAACCCCUCCCUGUUACUGUAAAAGUUCCCCGGUGGAUCACUGUGAGCCCGUGCAAAUACAACAAACCCUCUUCUGCAA